CUCGAAUGGUUGUAUGGUACGAUAAAUAUACACAGACCUGGCCGCAACUGCUAAAAGAGCUCUGCAAAAACCAUCACCACGACGGGCGAUUCUCAGCAAAAGGAGAACGCUGCCUGCUGCUUCCACCGUUAAGGGCAUAGAACUGAGAACUGCCACCCCUUGGACACCCGUAUAGUAACCUUCUAACUGUUACACAAGCUAACUCUGCUAUACUUAUACCGGGUUUCACCAUUUGAAACACCGGUUCUGAAACCCAGGGAAACAAACCGCAAGUAUCUGCCACGAUGUCUAACCCAUUUCAGUUCGGGACCCCGUCAACAUCGGCAGGUUCCAAUACUCCUCCUGUAUUUGGUACGGCUGGCGCAUCACCAUUUUCCCAACCCGCGUCCGGAAAGCCUUCUGGUGGUCUCUUCGGAAAUAUCGGCGCGACACCGACAACAACGACAGGUUCCUCCUCUUCAUCUUUGUUUACGACAACCCCAGCAACAGGGCAGACGGCUUCUUUGUUUGGUGGUCAAGGCUCAAAACCUACGUUUGGCGGCACCCCUUCCAGCAACCCGUUUGGGAAUCCUUCAAACCCAGGACAAGCCUCGGCGACGAACCUAUUUGGAAGUGCAAGCCAGACUCCUAAAUCAACAGAACCUGCAUCAUCCGGCCAAACUCAGACUGUGUUAUUUGGAGAAGCAGGCAAAACGGCUCCAGGAACGGGUGGUUUGUUUGGGAAUGCUACUCCAGCACCGUCGAACGGAGCAUCAUUAUUUGGCAACAUGUCAACUACACCUGCCGGACCCCCUCCUCAGACCUCAGCUGGGCAGGGCCUUUUCACAAGCCAAGCAUCGACAAAACCUGGGGAGUCAGCAUCUCUUUUCGGACAAAAGCCAGCUUCCUCUACUUCUUUCGGGAGUCUAGGCGUAACCACAAACGCCCUAUCGUCAGCAGCCGCGCCUACAACAACCGCAGCAGCGCCAAGUUUAUUCAAAGGCGCUUCCCAAUCGCAAACGCCAAGUACGGGUAACUUAUUCGCUUCUCCGGCCGCUAAAGGUCAGGCCGUGGAGACAGGGAAACCACAGGCAAAACCGACCCCGCCCCUAUUCGGUGCACCCGCGAUAUCAACCACUCCCCAGGCAUCUGGUUCGCUAUUCAAUACUCCUGGGACUUCGGGAGCUCAAUCACAACAAAAGCCAUUUAGCUUUCCUUCCUCCAAACCCACUUCGGGUGCUUUUACACCAGCCACAAUGUCAGAAACUGCCCAGAAGCCUCUUUUUGGAGCAACGGCGGUUACUACUACUCCAUCGACUACAAGCACAACGACAGCAGCACCUGCUGCUGGGCUAUUUGCUGGCCUAAUUACCCCGAAAACCAAUACUCCCAAAGAUUCAACUACCCCGGCUACUACUUCAAGCCAGCCAGCAGGUGGAAUGUUCAGCCUUGGUAAGCCGACGACCACGACAGCUCCAGUGAGAUCUCAAGCAACGACCUCUGCUGCUGGAGCAACAACUACUGCUGCACCUACAACAGGCGCCACCACUGCCACUACUAGUGCUGGUGGAACAACAUCAACUCCAGCCACCGCUAGUGGCCUUGGGGCGUCGACCGUAGGCCCAGCUCCUCCAGCACAAUCGCGGCUCAAAAAUAAAACCAUGGAUGAGAUCAUCACCCGCUGGGCGACUGAUUUAACAAAAUAUCAAAAGGAAUUCCAAGAACAAGCUGAGCAGGUUGCCGAUUGGGAUCGGAUGCUUGUGGAAAAUGGAACAAAGGUGCAGAAACUGUACGGUAAUACAGUCGAUGCGGAAAGAGCUACACAGGAAGUUGAACGCCAAUUAGCAUCUGUAGAGGGACAACAAGAUGAAUUGAGCUCGUGGCUCGAUAGAUAUGAACAAGAGGUUGAGGCUUUGUUGUCGAAGCAGGUUGGGAUCACGGAUUCAUUGCAAGGACCUGACCAAGAGCGUGAACGAACAUACAAACUCGCGGAACGUCUCUCCGAACGACUCAAUGAAAUGGGCCAGGACUUGACAAGCAUGAUCGAGGAGGUCAAUUCCGCCUCCUCCACUUUGAGCAAGACCUCCAAAUCCGAUGAACCUAUCUCUCAAAUCGUCCGUAUCCUCAAUUCGCACCUUUCCCAACUUCAACUCAUCGAUCAAGGCACGGCCAAUUUACAUGCAAAGAUCGCUGCUGCGCAAAAGCUAGGUGGCUCUCUUAGUGCCCAUCAACAUCAAGGCACAUAUAGCCAGCUUCGGAAUGGAAUUGGAAAUGGGAUGGGUGGCGGAGGUGCCGCAGAUGACUUUUACAGAGCUUACAUGGGCCGUCGGUAAAGGAAGAACUGAUGUAAGAGUUGAAAGGGGAGGCUUAGUCAACAAAAAAUUUCCCUCUGGAUAUCAACUUGUGGUAGGAAACUUUUCGGUAUACCCGACGCCUUGGGAUCUUUUUUCCUCUUGUGUUAUUUUUACUAUUCUAUCAUCCAUCACCCAUGUUUCUUUAGGCAAUCAAAUUUUGUACACUGUCGUAUCCCAUACUACCCGUUAUUUUAAAUACCUUUUCCACUGCUCAUUGUGAGCAAAAGUUUUUGUAAUACAUUAGGACCGCUUGUCGCUAGUUUUACUUUAAUCCUGCCGAUAAAAAAUAAGGUCAGACCGAGUGACCGACUAUAUUUUCAUCUUAAAACUUGACAAUCAAAUCAAGCUUCCAGAACAGCUCUAUCUGGGCCUGGAUUUCACCCUUCUCACCGAAGUUUCAUGACAACGAAGUAAUAAUGAGUAUAUGUACUGUUUACUCAAGAAAACCAUAGCCCAGGCCUCCAAGUUUGCGAUCCGGCAUAUGGACAUAUCCCGAGGCCAGUGGGUACUGUACCUACCUACACUAUACACUCCAACGUUCCAAUUUGAAACUGAGCGCAAAUCACCCAUUUCAAAAGAAAAACAUGUGUUUUGCUUGAAUUGAUUUCGACGACCCUACAAGGAGGAACAGGGGAAGAAAUGGAAAGGAAAAAGAAUCCAAGGAAAUACCAAGAAAUCCAACAGGGACAAGAGGAAAUGGAGAAAACGAAUGAACCGCACACAGGAGAAAAACGAUUUAUAUAUGUAUAUAUACAAAGAUAUAUUCCAAACUAUCUUCUUCACCAGUUGACUGUUUGACGGGUCAAGCAAGUAUGUAUGUAUGUAAGAGUGUUAAGGAGAGGGGAGAUGAUGCUUAGAAUGGGAGCAAAACGAAAAAUCCCAUCAGAGAAUUAAAAGAAAAGCAACACAAAAAAGACAACCUAGUGUUUCAGUGUCAAUUUCUUUCUGUUGUUUGAGCUUCUCUUUUUUCCCCCCAUACUUUCAUAGUUCAUAUUCUGCCCCUAAAUUCCCUUUGAUCCUUUAUACAAAUGUUGCCUUGCACAGAUACGGUGCACUGGGGAGAAAAGGAAGGGGAAGGAGAAUCAAAAAGCUAUCCGGAAGCGGUUUUUAUUUUUAGUUUCCUGUUUAGUUCUGCUCACCACCGUGUUCCUUGGUGAGUUGCUCGCUGUAAUGGAAUUUCACACUCGUCAGAGAGAUACAUAUAAAAUAGCUUGUUAUAGUUCUUUGCAAAUGCAAAAAGAGCAGUGACUUGAG
This is a messenger RNA of Blastomyces gilchristii SLH14081, 3587 nucleotides long. RefSeq names its product nucleoporin Nsp1. Gene Ontology annotation, molecular function: phospholipid binding; structural constituent of nuclear pore. The coding region runs from base 285 to 2312 and encodes 675 amino acids. Gene Ontology annotation, cellular component: nuclear pore; nuclear pore central transport channel. Gene Ontology annotation, biological process: protein import into nucleus; RNA export from nucleus. The transcript is spliced from 5 exons. The record is from RefSeq and is a predicted model, not a curated record. NCBI's taxonomy places the organism in Eukaryota, Fungi, Ascomycota, Eurotiomycetes, Onygenales, Ajellomycetaceae.